Messenger RNA from Alosa alosa (allis shad), 1583 nucleotides. Its product is annotated as homeobox protein Hox-C10a-like. Gene Ontology annotation, biological process: regulation of transcription by RNA polymerase II. The transcript is spliced from 2 exons. Gene Ontology annotation, molecular function: DNA-binding transcription factor activity, RNA polymerase II-specific; RNA polymerase II cis-regulatory region sequence-specific DNA binding. The record is from RefSeq and is a predicted model, not a curated record. Gene Ontology annotation, cellular component: nucleus. Lineage: Eukaryota; Metazoa; Chordata; Actinopteri; Clupeiformes; Clupeidae. The coding region runs from base 100 to 1116 and encodes 338 amino acids.
CCCCCCCAAAAGAUGUCAGCGUCCUACUGUCCCUAUCCCUCACGGAAAAAGCGAAAUUGCUGCAAAACAAAAGAGUAGGCUAGUCCUUUACACACCAAAAUGACAUGUCCGAACAACGUGGCAGCGGGAUCGUUUCUAAUGGAUUCGUUAGUCGGCGGUUCAUCUCCUUACAGAGGUGAGGGUUACUCCGCCAACUCCGGGAUGUAUAUGCAAACGGCUGCAGACUAUGGCUGCUCAAUGAUGAGAAAUUUCGGUAUUCUGGGCGCACCUCUGUCUAAACGGGAUGAGCUUUCACCAACCAGCCUCUCCCUGAGCGCUUACCACCACUCGCAUUACCUGUCACAGCGGGACGCCUGGGGAACGGCUGCGAAAACUUACAGGAAUGGACAACCUGUUGCCCAGGCUUUGCAUCCGUGUUCGUUUGCGACAAGCAAUGUCAAAGAAGAAGACAUUUCUUGUGUAUUUCAAGCUGAUACGGAUAGGUCUAAAGACUCAAACGAGUCGUCUACUACGUACAUACGACUGGGAGACAAUACCAGGCAGACGGAUCAAAGCACGGUCGCUGCGCAAGACUAUUUCCGCGGAGGCCAAGUAUAUUCUACCCAGGGAGGACAACAAGGAGGUGGGUUUGGAACAGAUUUUCCCUCUAUGCCCAGAAUAACAUCGCCCAUUGAGACCCCAUCGUCAGAUGAGUCUGUCAAUAGAAGCAAGCCCAAGCAGGGCAGUACUGAUGAUGAGACGAAAGCUGAGGAGCAUGAUACCAACCAAGGGCAACCUAGGAAAGAGGAUAAUGGCCCUAAGACGGACAGCUGUACAGAUGACUCAGAAAAUGAACUGAAAGAUGAGGAUCGAUUGGAAAAGACAACUGGAAACUGGCUUAAGGCAAAAAGUGGAAGAAAGAAGAGAUGCCCAUACACAAAGUACCAGACUCUCGAGCUUGAGAAGGAGUUCUUGUUCAACAUGUACUUGACCCGUGAGCGCCGCCUGGAGAUCAGCAAGAGUAUCAACCUUACUGAUAGACAGGUCAAAAUAUGGUUCCAAAAUCGAAGGAUGAAACUGAAGAAGCUAAAUAGAGAGAGCCGAGUUCGUGAGCUAACAGGCUACAAUUUCCAUUAAAUUGAUGUGCGAACACACAAACACACACACACACACACACACACACACACGCAUACACGCGCGUUCGAGCAUGUGGAUUAUGAUCCGGGAUUGGGAGAUUUAUGCGGAUGACACAAACACAAUUCUGUUUACAUAAUUCUAAAGAAACCUUUACAAUUAAUAUCAGCUUGACUUGGUCCUGUACAAAGCCUGAAUAAGACAUUGACCUCAUAGUGUAAAUAGCCGUCAUACGGAAUAUUGAUUGCCCAGAAAGUAAACUUUACGCAUUUUUUUUGUAUAAGAUGCCCUCAACAUUCUUAUAAUGUCUUUUGUGAGUUUAUAUGUUGUAAGUGUCGCAUACAAUUUGCACGAUGUAUUCUGCAUGUACAUUGUUUUAUUCUUAUGCAUUUAUUAUUUGGUGACUAAAAUAUCAUGUGAUUCCUUUCAAAGGAUCAUAAUAAUAAUAAACUAGGGGUUGGCCAAAAUAA